Messenger RNA from Dendrobium catenatum, 1356 nucleotides. Its product is annotated as DNA replication complex GINS protein PSF2. Gene Ontology annotation, cellular component: nucleus; GINS complex. Lineage: Eukaryota; Viridiplantae; Streptophyta; Magnoliopsida; Asparagales; Orchidaceae. The record is from RefSeq and is a predicted model, not a curated record. Bases 368 to 1000 code for a protein of 210 amino acids. The transcript is spliced from 8 exons. Gene Ontology annotation, biological process: double-strand break repair via break-induced replication; DNA replication.
CCUCCCUUUCUCUCGGGAUCCCGCAAACCCCUCGACGACGAAGAAGCGAGGAAGUCGGGACCGGAGAUCGCCGGAGAACGCAUCGACGUGACCAGCGGCGCUUGAAGAAGAAGAGGAGUUUGUGAGACUUGCAGAUUUAAGUUUGGUCCGCCCAAUGGCAGGAUUUGCUAAAUGCGGGAUUUAAGACAAAACUGAGGUGCAACGGGAUUUAAGAUUCUGGAGGAUUUAAAAUGGUCAUUUGUACAGUUUGGCAGGAUUUAGCUUAAGUCUGUUCCUCAUCUCUCGAUCUUCAACCCCUAAUUUAGCUUAAAUACUGCGUUCCUGCGACCAAACAACCCCUAGCUAGUUUUUGAUUUGAUAGAAGGUAAUGGCGGGACAAUCUGAUCCUCAUCUCUCGAUCUUUACUCCGGCAGAGGUUGAAUUUUUGGCGGAGGACGAACUUGUUGAGAUAGUACCGAAUAUAAGGAUGGAUGCUCUGAACAUGAUCUGUGGCGAUUUUGGCCCUUUCUUUCCACAAAUUUCUACCAAGGUUCCAAUAUGGCUUGCAGUUGCGCUGAAGAAGCGCGGAAAAUGCUCAAUUCGUCCGCCGGAAUGGAUGUCUGUUGAGAGGCUGACCCAUGUGUUGGAAGCAGAAAGGGAAUCUCCACGAGAAUUUCAACCUUUGCCUUUCCAUUAUAUUGAAUUAUCAAAGCUUUUGUUUGAAAAAGCUCAUGAUGACAUCCCAGAUAUAUAUAUGGUUAGAUCUUUGAUUGAAGACAUUAGGGAUGUGCGAUUUCACAAAGUUGAGAUGGGUUUAGAGAAGAUCUCUGGUCGCACGCAUGCAGUGAAGCUUAAAAAUCUCUCUGCUAUGGAAGUAAACAUUGUUCGUCCAUUUAUGGUGAGGGCGCUGCAGGCUUUCUAUAAGCAUGGCAGCCCUGAAAUGAUUCCACAACCAGAAUUAACUGUGAGCAGGACUCAAGUUUUAGAUCGUGGUCCAAGGAGAGAUUUGCGACCCCGCUAGAUGCUUUGAAAGAGUCUGCUUUUGCCAAUAAAUUUCGUUCCCGUCGAUGACGUUCACCUGACAGUAGAUAGUCCUGCCAUGAGGUAAUUGCUGCAAUUUUUAUGUUGUUCUGUUAGAAUUCAAAAUCUGUAUUUUUUACGCGAAUACUUUUCUCUUCGCACGGUGUUUUACCAUCCAAAGAGAACAAUGGUGAGAGUACAAAUGCCUCAGUCUUGUAUUUUUUUCAUCAGUUGCGUUAACCCAACAUUUUUAACUACUUUGCUAUAAUAACCGUUACUUGGUUUUUGGCUAAACCCCCACAGAUUUUAUGUUAUUGUACUACACCAAUCCAUCCAAUUACAAAAAACUUAAUUAAA